Messenger RNA from Tetrahymena thermophila SB210, 999 nucleotides. RefSeq names its product transmembrane protein, putative. The record is from RefSeq and is a predicted model, not a curated record. The transcript has a single exon. Lineage: Eukaryota; Ciliophora; Oligohymenophorea; Hymenostomatida; Tetrahymenidae.
AUGGAUACAAAUGAUUUCUAAGCUUGCUUGAUUAAUAACUGUAGUGCAUUACAGCAAGAUUAAAGUUAUAGUCCUGAUCUGAUGAGUUGCUUGGAAAGUUAUGAUGAAUGCUAUGAUUUCGUAGGUGAUCUUACUAACUCUUGUAAUGUAAAUAAUUGCAUAGUUGAUUGCUUUGAUUUGUUUUCAUAGGACUCUUAAAAUUGCUAUAGUUAAUGCAUGACAGAGUAAAAACUAUUCAUUUAACAAUCCUGCGAUUCACAAAACUCAGAAAUGUAUUUUGUUGAUUCAAGCAACACUGAUAACACUGAUAGCAAUGCAAAUAAGACUAAUGGUAACAGUAACAGUAAUAAUAACAAUAAUAAUAAUAGCACUAAUUCAGUAAACUAGGACAAUUUUGGGAAACUAAGCUAGGCAGAUAGCGGAAAUUCUGAUUCUAACACUUCUCUUUGGAUAGCUAUAUACUGUUUGAUAGGCACAGUUAUUCUACUAAUUUUCUUGUUUUUAGCUUAUUUUAUAGUUAAGAAAAGAAAAAAUAACUCAAAAAUUAAUUCAAAACAUACAGAUUUAUAAUAACAUAAUAAUAAUCUAUAACAAUAAGAAUAGUAAUAUCAAUAAUAAAUCUUACCACCAAUUUAGUAAAUAGUAAUUGGUGUUCCUGCUUAAGAAAACUCAUUUUAAAUAUAAAAGCUACCAAACUAUGAAAUUAAUUCUCAUGAAACUAAGACAUUUGAUUAAAAUUAAUAAAUUAUAACUAAUUUGAAUAACUUGGUAAAAAAGGAACAAGGCGAUUCAAACAAAAGCGAAAUUUAUAUAAUAAAUAACUAAUUAUAAAAAUUGCCAGCAAGCACUGCAAUAAGUACUUAACUCGAUUAGCCAAAGGUAGAUGAAUUCUAAUAAGAAGAAUUAAAUAAUAAAAUGAAUGAUUAAGUUGAUAAUGCAAAUCAUAAUGCUAAUGAUGAAUAUAUUAUAAAUUUUGAUAAUGACGAAUUAGAUGGCUGA